Messenger RNA from Micromonas commoda, 1716 nucleotides. RefSeq lists its product with no specific name. Gene Ontology annotation, cellular component: endoplasmic reticulum membrane. The transcript has a single exon. The record is from RefSeq and is a predicted model, not a curated record. NCBI's taxonomy places the organism in Eukaryota, Viridiplantae, Chlorophyta, Mamiellophyceae, Mamiellales, Mamiellaceae. Gene Ontology annotation, biological process: dolichyl monophosphate biosynthetic process. Gene Ontology annotation, molecular function: dolichol kinase activity. The coding region runs from base 1 to 1716 and encodes 571 amino acids.
AUGACGUUGUUACCUUCUGACGACCGUGCCCUCGUCCUUCGCUUCGCCGUCCAGGUGGCCGCCACCACCGCGGUGGCCGCGUGGUCGCUCCACGGAGAGUACGACGCGGAGAAGCACGCGAUGUUGCUGCUCCUGGGGGCGGCGAUCUAUUCGGAGUACGUCGGCGCGGACCGCGAUCCCACCGAGACGCGUCAGGGCAUCACGGGCGGCGCUCCCCUCGGCGCGCUCGCGCUCCCGUGGCUCUUCGUGUCCCGCGUCGGCGGCCCGAACUUCCACCUGUUCGCGUUCUGGGUAUCCGUCGCGACCAACGUCGCCCUCCUCCCGGGCCUGCCGCGGAUCGUAUCGGGCGGCGCCGCCGUCGCCGCCGUGUCCGCGGGCGCGAGGGAGCUCAACUACGUCAACGUCGGCCACGAGCCGUACCCAACGGAGUGGACCAUCGCCGCCACCGUCGCCGUGCACGUUCUCACCGCGGUGUCGUUCGCCCGGGACGCGCCCGGGUGGUUCCCGAACGUGUUCACGAGGUGGGAGGCGGCGCUGGCGUCGACGGCGGUGGCGCUGUGCCUCGGCGACGUCGCCAUGUGGACGGCGCACGCAUCCGCGGGGCGUCUUCCGGAUCUCCACCUCACCGAAGACAAGUGGGCGCACGUCACGAGCUGGAUGCCGCUGCACGUCGCGUUCGGGCGAUACGACGACGCGCAGCUCGCCAUGGAAACGUUUGGCCUGAUCGCCUGCGCCCUGACCGUCGCGGCGCCCGCGCUCGCGCCGGAGGUGAGGACCCGAUCUUCGAUUGCGCUCGCCGCAGUCUUCGUCGCCGCGUCGACGUGGGGAGCGACGGUGGCGCUGCGGCUGGGCAAGGCGUUCCGCGGGUACGACGGCAUCGCGCACUGGUUCGUCGACUACGUGACCGGCGCCGAGGAUCUCGCCAACCUGGCGGCGUACUGGGCCCUGGUCUUCGGCUUUGCGACGUUCGCCAUCCGACGCAUCGCGACGUCGUCGUCCGUCUCGGGCGCGAGGGUCACGGCGCUUCGCAAAUCGUAUCACCUGCUGGCGGUGGCGGCGUUCGCGCCCGCGUCGUUGCCCGGAUACGCCGCGCGUCGGGUCAUGGGCCACGGUCUUCCGCAUCCGGAGAUGCUCGCGCUGGCGUACGCGGUGGCGCUCCUGGUGUUCGCGGCGGCUGAGUGCGCGAGGACGUCAAAGGCGUGGGCGCCGGGGCGAUGGAUCGACUCGUUUUUCGCUCGAUUCGUCGACGGCCGCGACGGCGGGGCGGUGGUGAUCAGCCACACGUCGCUCCUCGUCGGGGUCGCCGCGCCGCUGUGGCUGAACCACGAGAAGUGGUCGGCGAGCGCGGACGUGGACCACAGCGUCGGGGCGCUGGCGCCAUUGGCGGGGAUCGUGUCGCUCGGGCUGGGCGACGCCGCCGCCUCCGUCGUCGGCGUCUACUUCGGAAAGACGAGUUUGUGCGCGGGGUCGAGGAAGACGGUGGAGGGUGCCGUCGCGGGUGCCGUGGCGAACGUCAUGGGGUUGUUGUUCGCGUGGCGUGUCGUGAACCACCACAGGGAGACGCCGUGGGGAACUCUCCUGAUGGCCGGGGUUGGAACCGCGGCGCUGGAGGCGACGACGGAGCAGCUGGACAACGCGUUCCUGCCGCUGCACAUGGCGGCGUUGCUGCAACUCGUCUCGAGGAAUGCGGACCUGGAGGACGUUCAAUACGCGUGA